This is a messenger RNA of Durusdinium trenchii, 1488 nucleotides long. Lineage: Eukaryota; Dinophyceae; Suessiales; Symbiodiniaceae. The record is from the annotation of a GenBank genome assembly.
AUGGACUUUGAUCUUCGGUGUAUGGGGACCACGAUUGGCAAGGACCGCAUCAUCCCUUUGACCUUCUCCUUGCUGAACCACUCCUGCUGCCCCAAUGCCAAGAUCAGCUACCUGAACGAUUUGGGCACGCUCCGCUGCAUCCGGCCCAUUCAAGAGGGGGAGGAGAUCCUCGUCUCGUACAUUGAUGAGUUUCAAGACGUGCUCUCAAGACGCUACUUCUUCCUGGAGCUGACUGGCGCCAAGUGCCUUUGCCCCCGCUGUGCGGCCAACUUUGGCCAGGGCGGCGAUGUGCUCAGCCGGUGGAUCUGCCCCAGUUGUCGAGAAGUUCUGGAGGAUGAGGCCGUCCACUGUGCCUGUGGACUGACGGUCACGGCCGGCGAGCGGCGCAGCCGGCGGGGCGCGGAGCAACGCUUCUGGGAGCUACUGGGACAGGAGACUCGACGCUUCUUGAAGGUGGCAGGCAGUGGCAUCGCCGAAGAGAUCAAGAACUCCAUGAGCACGGUCAGCAAGGUCCUCUCAGAGCUGCAUCACCUGCGGCCUUAUGGUAGCCCUGCCAGCAUCAAGGCGGCAUCGAUGCUGCGCAGUGCCUACGCCAGCGUGCAACGCGGCAGCCCCCAGCUGAAUGAGUUCGCCCGGAGGAUGGAGCUGGACUACUGCAAAGAGCUGGCGAAGCACCAUAGCCUCCUUGCCGAAGAGGUGGCCGCUUUCCACAAGCUGCCCAGCUCCGUGGAUGACGACGUCUUGCGGCGCUUGGUCUCUGCGCUGCGCCUGCAUGAGCUCGUGGCACCCGCAUGUGGCGGUGCGACGAGCCUGCGGCGCGUAGGACCAAAGGCGGAUGGAGGCUACGUGGUCUUUGACCAGGGGAAUUGGCCCAUUUGCAAGAACCUCCUCAGCUACGGCGUCGGGACCAACGUUGACUUUGAAUGGGAGCUAGCGUCGUCUGGGACCAAGGUCAUCCUCUUUGAUCACACGGUCCACGGCUUGCCACGGCAGCAUCCCAACAUCACUUUCGUUCAGGAAGCGCUGUGUGAUCGCAGUCUACCAGGGGCUGGCAACACCUUGUCUGAGCACCUGCGGCUUUGUCAUCAAGGCUCCUUGAUGUUGAAGAUGGACGUGGAGGGGGCAGAGUUCUCAGCCCUCCUGGCGUCGAAGGAGAUCGUGGGCCACUUCGACCAAAUCUGCUUAGAGCUGCACUGGCUCGGCCGUCCUCACCGCUCGGCCUCCGCUUUGACCAAGGCGCUGGCUUUGGAGCUGCUCCAGGAGCACUUUGUCUUGCUCCAUGCGCAUGGCAACAGUUAUGGGGACGUCAUGGAGGUAGCAGGCUGCCUCAUCCCUGACGUUCUUGAGGUGCUUUAUGUGAAUCGGAGGCUCUUAAGCCCCACGCAGUUUCGGCCCAAUGCUCCUCCAGUCGAACUCGCACGACCUGCGGUGCUUGUGCAUUCAACGGCGCGGCCCAAGAGAAAGGCCUUUUGCCCAACGACGUUUUAG